This is a messenger RNA of Hibiscus syriacus, 2063 nucleotides long. RefSeq names its product heavy metal-associated isoprenylated plant protein 34-like. Gene Ontology annotation, molecular function: metal ion binding. NCBI's taxonomy places the organism in Eukaryota, Viridiplantae, Streptophyta, Magnoliopsida, Malvales, Malvaceae. The record is from RefSeq and is a predicted model, not a curated record. The transcript is spliced from 3 exons. Bases 250 to 1797 code for a protein of 515 amino acids.
UCUCUCUAUCUCUCUCUCCCUCUCUCCCUCUCUCCCUCUCUCUCUCUAUCUCUCUCUCUCCUCUCUAUUUCUUCCAUGAAGGAAAGCUAAAAGAGCAGCAUUUUAAUGCCCCGACAACCGCCUUUAACCUCUACUUGCUUUCUUAAAAGCUAGUAGCAAAAGGGUUCUCCAAUUCUUCUGUUUUCAAAAAACCAAAGAGCCUAAAGUUUCAGUUUUUACAUCUUUUUUUUCUCCUUUGUCGUUUAAAGGAUGAAUAAACAAGAUGUCAUGAAGAUGCAGACAUGGGUUCUCAAAGUGAAUAUACAGUGUAGCUGUGAUGGGUGUAAGCAGAAAAUAAGGAAGCUUCUGCAGAAAGUUGAUGGGGUGUAUUCCUGUAGCAUAAAUGCAGAUCAAGGGAAGAUAACAGUGUCCGGUAAUGUCGAUCCGGCUGUGCUUAUUAAGAAGCUGCAGAAAUCUGGGAAACAUGCUCAGUUGUGGGGUGGGGCUCAAAAGGGUGGUUGUAAUAAUUUCCCCAACCAGUUCAAGAACAUGAAUAUGGAUGUUGGCAAAGGUGGGAAGGACAACAAGUCUCAAAAGGGCGGUGGCGGCGGAAAUAACCAGCAGAAAGGUGGGCAGAAAUUGGUGCUACCACAACAUAUGCAGCAAAUGAUGAAAGGGUUUAACCCUCCCAAGGACCAGAAAUCUGUUAAGUUUCACUUGCCUGAGGAUGAUGGAAGUGAUGAUGAUUUUGAUGAUGAUUUUGAUGAUGGAAGUGAUGAUGAUUUUGAUGAUGAAUUUGAUGACGAGUUCGAUGAUGAUGAAGAAGAUGAUGAGUUUGAUGAUGAGGAACUUGGUCAUGGUCAUGGACAAAUGCAAAACAAGAUGGUGGCUAUGAUGGGAAAAGGCAAUGGGGGGCCAAAUGCUAUGAUGAAUGGCCAAGCCAUGAAUGGUAAAAAAGGUGGUGGUGGUGUUGAUAAUGGAAGGAAAGGGGUAGCUAUUGAUAUGCCUAUGGUGAUGAAAGGCAUGGGGGAGAACAACAAAGAAGGGAAGCAUGGUAAUGGAGGGAAAAAAGGAGGUGAAAAGAACAGCAAAGGAGGGAAAGGAGGAGAUAAACAUGGUGGUAAAAAAGGUCGUGGAGGAGGAGGUUUACUUGGUUUUUUCAAGAAGGAUAAAGGUGGGAAAGAUUCAAGUGCUCGUAGUAAAAAGGGUAAAAAUGAAUGGGACGACGAUGAUGAUGAUUAUGUUAAUAACAAAGGCUCUUCUCAUAAAGGAAAGGGAGGCCAUGGCGGCGGCGGCGGCGGAAUCAAUAAUGGCAAUGGAGCUAAAAAAGGUGGGGGCAAAAAUGGUGAUGGUGGUUGGAGCCAUCUCAAAAGUGGUGGAUUUCAAGACAUUGAUGUUCUUAAUCAUGUCAAAGGAGGUGGUGGUGGGGGUGUUGCCACCGGGCACGGCCACCACGGACAUGGAGGCGGCGGUGGAGGAAAGAACAUGGGGCAAAUGGGUUUUGACAUGGGCCAAAUGGGAAACUACCCAAUGAACCAGAUGGGUGAUUUUGCAGCAGUGCAAGGACUACCAGCACCAAUGAAUAAUGGUGGUGGGUAUUAUCAAGGGAUGGGGCCAGGGAAUCCCUAUAACCAGCAUCAAUAUAUGGCCAUGAUGACGAAUCAACAAAGAGCAAACGGGGGAAUGUAUCAGCCAAUGAUGUAUGCUCAACCAUAUCCCCAACCAAGCUAUGGUCCUCCCCCAAUGCAUCCACCACACUCUGAAUCUUAUGCUCAUUACUUCAGUGACGAAAAUGCAAACAGCUGCAGUAUCAUGUGAAAUAUUCCCCCAUAGUAGUGAUGUUUUUGGCAUUUUACAAAAGUUUGCAAGGGAAAUGUUUAGUUUUCCCUUUACUCAAUUACCCCAAACCCUUUCUUUGAAGUAUGGAGUGAGGCCACUAUGUAGUAGAAGAACAAUGUACCUAAAGUUUGAGGGAUAUAUGAUGAAUAUAUAUAGUUCCUUGGUUUCUUUUUCUCAGAAGGUGGACCCAAAUGUAUUUCUUUGUGAAUUGUUGGUUUCAAUUGUAAAAACAUGUUUGGCAUCAA